AUGGAACCAACACCUCUUAUUGAAUUGAGUGACGAUGAAGAUGAGAUUGAUUUUAAAGUGAAUAUUACAAGAAAACCAAUAAGUUUGACAACCAAUGAACCAGAAGUGAUUGAACUACUUAGUGAUUCAUGUACCGAAGAUCCUCCUAUUUUGACAUCAAUACAGUCUAGUCAAACGAAAGACUUCCGAUCAAGUCCCAACCCGAAACCAAACCAAACAUUCAUUUCCACAAACAACCAGACAUCAAUUUCCAAACCCACAUACACUUCAACUGAGCAAAUUACAGAUGUGAUUGUUAUAGAAAGUGACGAAGAGGAAACUAGCAUAGUGCAGAAAAUUAGUGGAACUUCAAAAAUAGUGGCGUCAACGCGGUUACCAUCGUCUCCAGUUAGCAUUGCAAACCAAGAACCAGAGAAAACAAUGAAUGAUUCAAUAGUGGAUUCUAGUUUUUCGUUUCUGAUGGAUAAUCUUGUAACGACAAUCCGUAAUGGUGGACCUAAACUAUCAUCAUCAAAGCCUGUUUCUCAGCCUGUAUCAGCUGGAUCGGGAUUAUCAUCUGGCCCAAACCCUGUUUCUAGUAGUUUUAAAAUGCCACCGUUUGUGAAAUGGCUUUCUAGUGACGACGACGACGAUGAUGAAAAAGAAGAAGAUCCAAUUGUACCUACAUCACAACCGGUUCCACAUGAAACAAAUUUUGAUGCUCAACCAGCAAAAAGAUCCAGAACUGUGCAAGAACCACCUCAACUGGCACCAAAACCAGUAAAGCGUUCUAAAACUGUUGAUCAAGUAAUAGAUUUGCCGCGUAUUGAUAAUUUCCAGUAUACAUCAAAGGAUUUAAAAGAAGCUAACAGAGCUACAAGAAAGAAAGAAGAACUUUUAGCAGAAAUGGAAUUACAUAUGGCGGAGUCUGUCUAUUCUAGAUUGGAAGAUUUGGUCAAAGAUUUCCAACUGCGUGUUAUAAAGGCUUCAUAUACGUUACCAGUGAUUUUUUGGAAACGAAAUAUAAAUGCAGCUUAUGAUAAAGAAAGAGAUAUAUUUAUACCGUGCCAUCCUAGAAGGGUUCUUGAAAAGACAUUUGUUUUGUAUUACCAUGCAUCAGUAUUUUUUGAAAAACUACGAAACCACACUUUGAAAGUUGAUGUAUCUGCAGCAAAGCAACAAGCAUUGGCAAUAACACCAAAUGAAUAUAAUGUAAUACUUGUGGUUGAAGGGUAUGAUAUACUCUUGAACAAAAUCAAAGCAUAUGAACAGAGAUUAUUUAAAAAUCAAGUUCUUCAAGGUUUAAAUGUUGAAGAGCAAAGAAGACGAAGAAAAGAUGAUACGGAAAUGUCUAAAUACCCGUCCUCGUCAGAGAUUGAACAUUUAGUCAACAAGGCCCAAAUAGACUUGAAGGCAAACAUUUUUAUGGUAAGAGCAAAACAAGAAUCGAUUAUGUGGCUCAACUCAUUUACACACAUGAUUGGUCAAUCGCUAUAUGACAAAUUUGAAAGAAAUCAGGGAUUGGCAAAUCUCGGAAAUGUUAAAUCGGGAGCAGAUACCAAAUCAACUUUUUUGCAAUCAAUGAAACAAUUCAAUUUGAUGACUCAAGCAAAAGCAGAUAUUUUGUAUGUACUGCAUCAGUCUCUACAUCUGAUGUACACCAAGCUUCGAUCUCAUGGAACGUUGGGCAAAGAUAAUUUGAAGAGAAACAUUGUGCCACCUUCAGUCGAUAGUAGUAUGAAGAAGUUUUUCACUGCUGAUGAUCCAGAUAUGGUCAUUAAUUAA
This is a messenger RNA of Candida albicans SC5314, 1764 nucleotides long. RefSeq lists its product as uncharacterized. The record is from RefSeq and is a predicted model, not a curated record. Gene Ontology annotation, biological process: resolution of meiotic recombination intermediates; mitotic intra-S DNA damage checkpoint signaling; double-strand break repair. The transcript is spliced from 2 exons. The coding region runs from base 1 to 1764 and encodes 587 amino acids. Gene Ontology annotation, cellular component: nucleus; Holliday junction resolvase complex. Lineage: Eukaryota; Fungi; Ascomycota; Pichiomycetes; Serinales; Debaryomycetaceae.